Messenger RNA from Phascolarctos cinereus (koala), 4407 nucleotides. The record is from RefSeq and is a predicted model, not a curated record. NCBI's taxonomy places the organism in Eukaryota, Metazoa, Chordata, Mammalia, Diprotodontia, Phascolarctidae.
CUGAAAUUUUCUAACAUCUUCUAAAUGUCAGAUUAAUGAAGAGCCAAACAGAUGUGUUUAUAGCAGAUGUGCAUCUGGGAUGUCAGAUAAACCAACAGGAAAAUAGUAUGUUCUGAACUGGGGGGAAAGGAGCCACGUACCCAAAUGAAUGGAAAUGAGAGCUUGGACACAGAUUCCCUUCCUACUCUUUGGAAGGUUCAAGUAGUUUGCCUUUCCCAGAGACCUGUCUGGAACAUAGCCACAUGGUGUAGAUGACAUUGGCAGUCACUUUACAUCAGCGAUGAAAGGGUUAUCUGGCAGCCGUAGUCACCAUCACGGAGUGACCUGUGAUUCUGCCUGUGACUCUCUAUCCCAUCACACAGACAGGAAGCCAUACUUGUUAAGCCCAGUGGAGCCUCACCCUGCUGACCACCCUUACUAUACUCAGAGGAACUCCUUCCAAGCUGAGUGUGUGGUCCCCUUCAAUGACCCCCUGGCCAGCAGUACCUUUCCUAGGAGGCAUUACAACUCCCAGCAAGAGUUGAAGGAGGAAUGUGCUCUGGUUCCCCGCACCCUAGCUAACAAGGCAAAUCGCCUUCCUCCCAACCUCCUGGAUCAAUUUGAAAGGCAGCUCCCCCUCAACAGAGACGGUUACCACACCUUGCAGUACAAGAGAACUGCUGUGGAACACCGUAGUGACAGCCCAGGAAGGAUUCGUCACCUGGUCCACUCUGUCCAGAAGCUCUUUACCAAGUCUCAUUCUCUGGAGGGACCGUCCAAGGGUAGCAUCAAUGGAGGCAAAGCCAGCCCAGAUGACACACAGACGAUGAGGUAUGGCAAGAGAAGUAAGAGCAAAGAAAGACGGCCAGAACCCAAAGCCCGUUCAAAUGCCUCAGGUUGGUGGAGCUCUGAUGACAACUUGGAUGGUGAUGUCUGCCUCUAUCAUGCCCCCUCAGCAGUGAUGACAAUGGGCCGGUGCCCAGACCGCUCUGCCUCACAGUAUUUCAUGGAAGCCUACAAUACAAUCAAUGAACAUGCAGUCAAGGCCUCCAGGAGUAAUAAUGAUGUCAAAUGUUCUACCUGUGCAAAUCUUCCCGUCAACCUGGAUGCCCCACUCCUGAAGAAGAGUGCCUGGUCCUCAACCUUGACAGUGAGCAGGGCCCGUGAAGUUUACCAGAAAGCUUCAGUUAAUGUGGACCAGGCCUUGGUGAAGUCAGAAACCUGUCAACAGGAACGAUCCUGCCAAUAUCUUCAGGUUCCUCAAGAUGAGUGGACCGGGUAUACCCCUCGUGGAGGCAAAGAUGAUGAGAUUCCUUGCCGAAGAAUGCGCAGUGGCAGUUACAUCAAGGCAAUGGGGGACGAAGACAGUGGUGACUCAGACACCAGUCCCAAACCUUCCCCAAAGAUUGCAGCCAGAAGAGAGAGCUAUCUCAAGGCUACACAGCCAUCUCUUACAGAACUCACCACACUCAAGAUAUCCAAUGAACACUCCCCAAAACUCCAGAUCCGGAGCCACAGUUACCUGAGGGCGGUGAGCGAAGUCUCGAUCAAUAGGAGCUUGGAUAGCCUGGAUCCUGCAGGACUUCUCACUUCACCAAAAUUCCGCUCUAGGAAUGAGAGCUACAUGAGAGCCAUGAGCACAAUCAGCCAGGUGAGCGAGAUGGAAGUCAAUGGUCAGUUUGAGUCUGUGUGUGAGUCUGUAUUCAGUGAACUGGAAUCUCAAGCUGUAGAAGCUCUGGACCUGCCAAUGCCAGGAUGUUUCCGCAUGAGGAGCCAUAGCUAUGUGAGGGCAAUUGAGAAGGGCUGUUCCCAGGAUGAUGAAUGUGUGUCCCUGAGGUCUUCAUCCCCACCCCGAACAACCACCACCGUGAGGACCAUUCAGAGCAGCACUGGUAUCAUAAAACUGAGUUCUGCAGUUGAAGUGUCAUCUUGCAUUACAACAUAUAAGAAGACACCACCUCCAGUCCCACCAAGAACUACCACAAAACCUUUCAUUUCUAUCACAGCCCAGAGCAGCACAGAAUCUGCCCAGGAUGCCUACAUGGAUGGACAGGGGCAAAGGGGAGAUAUUAUCAGUCAGUCUGGACUUAGCAACUCCACGGAAAGCUUGGAUAGUAUGAAGGCUCUGACUGCUGCCAUCGAAGCUGCUAAUGCCCAGAUCCACGGACCAGCCAGUCAGCAUAUGGGGAGCAAUACUGCCACGGUCUCAACCACCACCACUACAGCCACAGUCACUGCAGAAGAAAGAAAGAAAGACCACUUCAAGAAAAACCGAUGUCUGUCUAUUGGAAUACAGGUUGAUGAUGUUGAUGAACCAGUCAAAGCAGGGGAAAAUAAAGUAACCAGUAAGUUCCAGUCCAUAGGAGUCCAAGUAGAAGAGGAGAAAUGCUUCCGAAGGUUCACUCGGUCUAACAGCGUGACAGCAGCAGUACAGGCUGACCUGGACUUCCAUGAGAACUUGGAAAACUCUCUGGAAUCUAUAGAGGACAAUACCUGCCCGGGACCAAUGUCCAGGCAGUUUUCCCGGGAUGCCAGCACCUCCACAGUGAGCAUUCAGGGUUCAGGAAACCACUACCAUGCCUGUGCUGCAGACGAUGACUUUGACACAGAUUUUGAUCCUUCCAUUUUGCCUCCACCGGAUCCAUGGAUUGACUCUAUCACUGAAGAUCCCCUGGAGGCUGUUCAGAGGUCAGUGUGUCACCGAGAUGGUCACUGGUUUCUGAAGCUUCUUCAGGCUGAGAGAGACCGGAUGGAAGGUUGGUGCCAGCAGAUGGAGAGAGAAGAACGGGAAAAUAACUUGCCUGAAGACAUUCUAGGGAAAAUCCGGACCGCAGUAGGCAGUGCCCAGCUUCUCAUGGCCCAGAAAUUCUACCAGUUCAGAGAACUGUGUGAAGAAAACCUGAAUCCCAAUGCUCAUCUGAGGCCAACCUCCCAGGACUUAGCAGGGUUUUGGGAUAUGCUGCAGUUGUCCAUUGAAAAUAUUAGUAUGAAAUUUGAUGAACUUCAUCAGUUAAAGGCCAAUAAUUGGAAACAGAUGGAUCCUCUUGACAAGAAGGAGAGAAGGGUCCCUCCUCCAGUGCCAAAGAAGCCGGCGAAAGGCCACGUGCCGCUGAUCCGGGAGCGCUCCCUGGAAAGCUCGCAACGCCAAGAGGCCCGCAAACGCCUGAUGGCCGCCAAGCGGGCUGCUUCAGUCCGCCAGAACUCGGCCACCGAGAGCGCCGAGAGCAUCGAGAUCUACAUCCCUGAAGCCCAGACCCGGCUCUGAAGGCACCAGGCCUCUUGACCAAUCCCCAUUCCACAUCCUUGUUCAGUCACCAUGCAGUAUUUGUAACCCAUCCCCAUUCCCCUUCUCUCUCUUAGUCUCUCUCUCUUUCUCUGAAUUUCUCUUUCUCUCUCUCUCUCUCAUUGUCUAUUAGGAUCCCAUGACUUCCACUAUUGCUGUAGUUGUCACUUCCAAGAGACAUCCUAUAAUGCCCCUUGGCCCCUUACUUUUCUGACAAGUUUGCCCAUAUUCCUCAUCAUGCUUUUUAACCCAUGUACUGAUGCUGUCAACAUGCCUCCUGCAGAAGUAUACAAUCCUUUAUUUUCUUGACAGGAAACAAAACACACCUGUAUAGCACACACCAUUGAAGUCAUUCACAAUCCUCAGUUCUCUCUCAAGCUAGUCCGUCACCUAGUGUACAGCAAUAUCAAACCAUAGGGUUUGGAAAUCUAGUAUUGUAGGGUGAUCCUUUGGGACUGACUCUACAGUCUUCCUCAUUAAAGAUGAAAGAAACUAGGGCUCAGAUUCCCUUUUUUUAAAAAUGGCUAUUAUUUUUUAAAACAGAUGGAGCACUUUAUUCUGAACCUCAGAAUCAUACCUUCUCACCAGAAUAAUGAGUCACAAAGAAAAGGGUGGAAUGGACUGGGAUGGAGGAUGGAUGGGGUUAUACAUAGCUGUGUAGUGGAGGAAGGGAGAAGUGAAUUCUCCAAGUGAUGCCUGGGCUAGAAAACAUCCUUCUGAGAGGGACCUGCACCACUCACAGCUGCAUAAACUGCCUCAUUUUAAUUUCAUCAGUUACUAGUUCAAAUGUUUCAAUCAGCAGAAGAUUGUAAUUUUGAUCUUCCAGGGAGAAAAAAAGUCUAUUCUGAAAGGCAAUAAAAUGGAGAAAGGAAAGGAGAGGAGAAAAAAGGAUAAACAAGUUGGAGAUAUUAUAUAAGAGAUUUUCCUUUGUCCAAUUGUUAAGACCCUUUAGACUUGUAAUGUAUUGAUGAUUCCUGUUGUAUUGUAAGGAUUAUAUUGGUUUAAAACAAAAAGAAAGAAAAAAAGGUUGGUUCUGUUCAUUUGUUAAUGUCUUAAUCCUGGUGGGACUAUUAGAUCUCUCUCUCUCUCUCUCUCUCUCUCUCUCUCUCUCUCUCUCUCUCUCUCUCUCUCUCUCUCUCUCUCUC